UUAGAAAAACUCACGCAUCCAUAGAGAAAAAAGUGUGUUCUGCUUCUCUUUCCUUUUCAUUUUCUCUCUCUAAUCGUCGAUAGCGAAUCCAAAUUCUGCAUUGUCAUCUGCAAAUACUUCAAACCCAUAAUGUAUAUAACGGAAUUAUAGACACCCACAAAAUUUUUACACGCGAAUUUUCAGAAAUUUACCUGGUUUUUCUGAGGAAGUAGUUGCUGGAUUUGGAUUCUUUUAAGUGAAACUUUUGUGAUAGUUGUUUCAGAAUUGCCAUUUCCUGAAUUGGUAAUUUGUGACGUUUCAAGUCUAUUUCGAGGAGUGAUUUUAGUGAUCUGAAUUACUAGUUUUAUUUGUAGAUUGGACAGUUGUGGGAUCAAAAUUGUAUUUGUCCUUUUUCUAUUUUUGUGAUUAUUUUUCCAAGAAUUGUUUUUUUUUUUGUCUUGAGGGAGCUUAGAUAGUGGUCUAAUUCAUGUUAAUUGGAAUUGUUUGGAUGUGGGGCGAUACAUAUGAGAGAUGUUGCUUGAUGAAAGGUUCUAGCUUGCAUAAUUUUUGGAGAUUCAGGUUGUAACAUUAAGUAGCACCUAUUUUGAUCUUCUCAACAUUUGGGUUUGAGGUGUUUGUGGUGGAAACUUGGACAUGAGAAGCCCUUUGUUUACUAAACUAUCAAUACUGUUCGGCCGUAGACUGCCAGUAAACUGGUUACUCUUGUGCCUGCUCAGUGUAUUUGUGCUAAUAGCAUUCUUAGAAUCAUCUUUUUCUAGUACCUUUGACUCUGUGGCCUAUUCUGCAAAGCCUGAUAUCUAUACGAGUUAUAGAAAGUUAAAGACGCAAGUGCGAAGCGAUUAUUUAGAGCUAAAGAGCCUUUCUGUAGGAGCCAGUUGGAUAAAGGACAUUGGUUUCUGUGGGAAAGAAAGAGAGAACUAUGUAUCUUGUUAUAAUGUAUCUGCAAAUUCGCUAGCUGGGUUGAAAGAUGGGGAGGAGUUUGAUCGACACUGUGAGUUAUCACACGGACAACCACAUUGUUUGGUUCGUCCUCCGAAGGACUAUAAGAUUCCUCUGAAUUGGCCAGCAGGUAGGGAUAUCAUAUGGAGUGGAAAUGUGAGGCUAACCAAAGAUCAGUUCCUUUCUUCUGGAAGCAUGACAAAAAGACUAAUGUUACUGGAAGAGAACCAAAUUGCUUUUCACUCAGAUGAUGGAAUGAUGGUUGAUAGUGUCAAAGAUCACUCUCACCUUAUUGCUGAGAUGAUUGGGCUCGGAAGUGAUGCAGAAUUUCUUCAAGCUGGUGUCCGCACUGUACUAGAUAUUGGUUGCGGAUUUGGUAGCUUUGGUGCUCACCUACAUUCGCUGAAGUUGAUGGCUCUUUGUGUGGCAGCAUAUGAGUCAUCUGGUAGCCAAGUUCAGUUUGCACUUGAGAGAGGACUUCCGGCAGUCAUAGGCAACUUUGUUUCGAAACAGCUUCCAUUUCCGUCGUUGUCUUAUGAUAUGGUUCAUUGUGCUCAGUGUGGAAUCAUUUGGGACAGCAAAGAUGGACUAUUUUUAAUUGAAAUUGACCGUGUACUCAAGCCUGGAGGUUAUUUUAUUUUAACCUCACCCACAACCCGGCAGCAGCAGGAUAGUUCUACAAGUGCAAAGAAGGGAAGCAUGUCUACUCCUUUGGAAGAGUUCACUAAAAAACUUUGUUGGUCUCUUUUGGGACAGCAGGAAGAGACUUUCAUCUGGCAGAAGACAGUAAAUUCUCAAUGCUAUAGCUCACAGUUUAGUAUACCCAUUUGUAAAGGAGAGGACAUGCAACUGUACUACCAACCACUUGCACACUGUAUUUCUGGGACAAGCAGUAACCGGUGGGUUCCGAUUCACGACAGAUCUGGUCCUCUGAACUCAACUGAUAUUAAAAUUAAUGGAGUCGAUCCUGAUGAUUUCUUUGAGGAUUCAGGAUUCUGGAGGUCAGCAUUGAGAAAUUAUUGGUCUUUGCUGUCGCCCUUGAUUUUCUCUGACCAUCCAAAGAGGCCGGGUGAAGAAGAUCCAUCGCCUCCAUACAAUAUGGUGAGGAAUGUCAUGGACAUGAAUGCACAUUAUGGGGGCUUAAAUGCUGCAAUGUUGGAGGCAAGUAAAUCAGUGUGGGUGAUGAAUGUUGUGCCUCUUGGGGCGCGUAAUACGCUUCCUCUCAUACUUGAUCGAGGUUUAGCCGGUAUUCUGCAUAACUGGUGUGAACCGUUUCCUACAUAUCCACGAACAUAUGAUCUGCUCCAUGCUAAUGGGCUCCUUUCACACAUUGCUUCACAAGAUUGCAGUAUGCUUGAACUACUACUUGAGAUGGAUCGUAUUCUGAGACCCGAGGGUUGGAUUAUUCUUUCUGAUACAUUGGUUCCUAUAGAGAAAGCACGCGUGUUAGCCACACAAAUCCGGUGGGAAGCUAGGGUGAUUGACCUCCAGAAUGGAAGUGACCAGCGGCUUCUUGUAUGCCAAAAACCAUUCACCAGAAAGUGAUUUUUCUGGAAAUGAAUACUUUUCAACACUGGUGACUUUCCUAAACAUAACUGCGACAUGUUGAAUCACGAAGAAGGAAGUUUCCAUUGUGAUAUGUCAUUUGUUCAUUCAUUCAGUGGAAUUUAUUUGAUCUUACAAGCUGCCUAAGGAGGCCUUAUUGAAAAUUAUUUUAUUUUAAAAGAAAUUGUUUUACUUGUUCCCAAAGUAUCUCACUUCAUGUGUUGGCCAUAGCCCUUUUUCACAUGUUGUGAUAGUACUAGUCAAAUGGCUUCACUUGUCAUCUUUAGUAUCCAUUUCAAAAGCCUCCCUAAUUGUGAUCUACAAAUUGUGUAGAAGUGUUCACAGAGAGAUAGAGAACAAAGCAACUCUACUCAUUAACAAAACUUCUUGUUUUGCUGGUUUUGUAGUAAUUAUAUUUUGUUGUUCCUGA
Messenger RNA from Solanum dulcamara, 2914 nucleotides. Its product is annotated as probable methyltransferase PMT5. The coding region runs from base 634 to 2484 and encodes 616 amino acids. The record is from RefSeq and is a predicted model, not a curated record. The transcript has 9 exons. Gene Ontology annotation, molecular function: methyltransferase activity. Gene Ontology annotation, cellular component: cytoplasm. Lineage: Eukaryota; Viridiplantae; Streptophyta; Magnoliopsida; Solanales; Solanaceae.